Sitophilus oryzae (rice weevil) is the source of this 1996-nucleotide messenger RNA. It is a transcript of the gene Gr83, whose product is annotated as phosphatidate cytidylyltransferase, photoreceptor-specific-like. Gene Ontology annotation, cellular component: endoplasmic reticulum membrane. Gene Ontology annotation, molecular function: phosphatidate cytidylyltransferase activity. The coding region runs from base 343 to 1479 and encodes 378 amino acids. The record is from RefSeq and is a predicted model, not a curated record. The transcript has 2 exons. Lineage: Eukaryota; Metazoa; Arthropoda; Insecta; Coleoptera; Curculionidae.
CCAAGUGCCACAAAUAGUUCCUUAGCGCAUAUAAUCAGCUUGUAUUUAUGCACCUGAACAGGUAAAACACAUUAGAAACAGUGUAAUUUGUUUGUUGUCGCUGUUUAUUUACAAACAAAACACAGUGUAGGAAUACUCCUACGUCGCCCUUGAAUUCGUCGUGGAUACGUAACCGUGUUAAUAAGGUUAAUACAUCAGAUUUAACAAUGCGUUGAGAACGGAAUGAGCUAGAAAAUAGACCAGUACUAUUUUGAAAGUGUCACAGGAAAUGUGGGUUUUGUCAAAAAUGUCACUAGCACUACUAGUCAGUUGGUAAAAUAAGACAACACAUUCACGAUCAUCAUGACCUCAUCAAAACCAGAAGCUGUAAUCAAGAAAAACUGGGUCCAGCGUACUGUAACAGCCACAGUGCUCAUACUAGGAUUCAUAGUAGUAAUAUAUAUCGGGGUACCAGCUUUACUAGUUGCUACACUAGCCAUCCAAGUGAAAUGUUUCCAAGAAAUCAUCACCAUAGCAUAUAACUACAAAAAGCUUCCUGAAAUACCGUUAUUCAGAACACUAAACUGGUAUUUUUUGUUUGUUCUUAAUUAUUUCUUUUUUGGAGAAGCUUUCUCGCAGUACUUGGACACAUACAUCAAGAAAUAUCAUAUACUAGAAAGCUUUUUUGCUUACCACAGGUUUCUGACGUUUUGUUUAUAUAUGGUAGGUCUAAUUUGGUUUCUUAACUUGCUCAGAAAGAAGGUUAUUAGACAGCAAUUCACCCUACUAGCUUGGACUCAUUUUCUAGGCAUAAUUAUAGUACUUCAAAGUUAUAUGGUUGUUCAAAACAUGUUCGAAGGAAUAAUUUGGUUGGUUCUGCCAAUCUCUUUGGUAUUUUUGAACGAUAUAUUCUCUUAUAUUUUUGGAAAACUCUACGGAAAAACUCCUUUAAUCAAAUUAUCGCCUAAGAAAACCUUGGAAGGGUUUUUCGGAGGUGUUGCCAGUACUGUAAUUUUAGGAACUCUCCUGGCUUAUAUUUUGUGCCAUUUCGAAUACUUGCUAUGCCCAACGAAGUUUGUAGAUAUAGGAAAUAGUAUAAACAUGAUUACCAAAUGCACCCCAAGUGAUAUUUUUCAGCCUAUUACUAUAGAUUUUAAGUUUUUUUCAGUAUGCUUUUAUCCAUUUUUGCUUCAUGUACAAUUCUUGGCACUUUUUGCUUCUCUAAUAGCUCCGUUUGGGGGUUUUUGUGCUUCGGGAUUUAAAAGAGCCUUCAAUAUGAAGGAUUUUGGUGAUAGUAUCCCUGGACACGGAGGUGUGAUGGAUAGAUUUGACUGUCAGUAUCUUAUGGCAACAUUUGUCAAUGUUUAUAUUAUUAGUUUUAUAAGGAGUUUCACUGUUGAAAAAAUAUUUGCCAAAGUGUUGAGUUUGAAUGAUGCCGGUCAGUUAGAGUUCUAUAAUUUAUUGGAGGAUAAUUUAAAGUUGCAAGGCCUGAUCGAUUAACUAAUUUUAGUUAGUGAAUAGCUAUAAAAUUAUGUAUAUGUAUUUGUAAUUAGUAUUGAGACUGAUUUAUAUUUUUAACAUGUUUAAGCGUCAUUCAGAAUCUCGCAGGUAGUGGAAUAAAUUAGGUUAGGUUAGGUUAGGACUGUGAGUUAAUGAAGCUUCUAGAAUACUAAACUAACUUAUUAUUUUUAAAUGUCACAUUUUUUAUAACGCCCUUAGUAUGAAUGUAAUAUUUAUUAGUUUAAUUAUAAAGAAGAAAAAAUAUAAAAACAUCAAUUCUAGUUAAAAAAUAAUUGACGGAAUAAUUAUUAUUGCUUUAUUAAGACAUUUUAGUAUUUUAGUAGGUAUUAAAUAAGCUUUUACUUACUUUAAGGUAUUUGUAAAUUAAUGUUAAUAUGUUUAAUUGUGUUAAUGUUGUUGUUGAUUUGUUUGAAUAUUUAUAUGCAUUUGUUAUUAUUUUGUAAAUUUUUGUUGUUUUGUAAACAAUUUUAUUAAAAUGAUAUUGUUACAAAUAAGA